Peronospora farinosa is the source of this 1626-nucleotide messenger RNA. The record is from the annotation of a GenBank genome assembly. NCBI's taxonomy places the organism in Eukaryota, Oomycota, Peronosporomycetes, Peronosporales, Peronosporaceae.
AUGUUAGUUCCACAAAGCGUGACAAACUUUUCCAAUGUUUUUUCUUGCGCUGUAAUACUGUUUGUAGCAGCACUCGUAUCGUUAACAAUGGCACAGGAUGAUCGCAAUCGUAUCGAUCUCUCUGACGGCUCGAAUGUGGCAAUCGACCAGCCUCUUACCGAGGCCAAGGACUGGUUUCUUACGGAGCAGGAGAUCACUUACUCGCGUGGUGGGGCACCUCGAGACGGUCUUUCUGUAUACACGGAAGAAAAUGCCAUCACGUCCUUCACCGUACCAAAUGAAUUUUUCAAUAGCGUCUACGACGACCUAUCAGUAGUAGGAGAUGGUCAGCGCGUUUUGAUAGCGACGUGGGAUUCUAAGCUCAUACCGCUCAAACCCGAUGUAGAUGUUUCAGGUGCUACCACCGGAUAUCAAAAGGUGUUUGCAGGGAUCGUCGAGCGAGGUGGUCAAGUCAACAUCCUGUCUUGGGCCAAUCUGCUGGAGCGAAGUAGCGUUGAGGUUCGUAACGUUAUCAACUCCCUUCCUCCAUCUCCGGUCAACGAUGCUCGUGCGUUAUUCAUCUUCGAUGAUCGUUUGAGCACGAUUUCAUCAUCUCAUCACCAAAAGACGAUUGUCAUUGCAGCUACCAGCUCGUCCGGGCACGAUGAUCAUCCGGUUGCCUCAGCUCUUCGUGAUGCUGCCGGUAUCACCAUGAGAUUCAAGGGCUGGAUAGACGGUCAUAUUCGUAUUCAUGGGCCCGCAGCCAAAGAUGUGGCGAGUAACCACCUUUCUCGCUGGAACUCGGACUAUAUGCCAACCCGGGGAUUAGAAGAUGACAUGCUCAGCUUUAACAAUCCUCCCUAUUACAAACUCGAUCCCCUUGACUACGCUAGUAGUACGAACAAGUCAACGCUUGGAAAACAGAGCGUGCAGAUUGUCCGAACCUUUAGUUGCAAGUACGAGCAUUAUACAGAGUUUGCUCCGCAUGGCGAAACAUCGUUAUUGCAGGCGCGUAUCAAGGCUAUCCAGAAUGCCCGUAAUUACAUUUACAUCGAAGACCAGUAUUUCAUCCUCGUACCUGAACUGCUUGACGCUCUCUUAAUGGUGAUGCCGAGACUGCAGCACGUGAUAGUGGUCGUACAGGCUCCCGUGGGCAACGUCGUGUACAGUGGCUAUGAAAAAUACUUCUACGAUAUGGUGUCACCUCUGAAGAAGAAAUACCCAAACAAGUUCAAGGUGUACACCACCAAACGUAAGUUGAACCUCUACAUUCACAGCAAAAUUGUCAUUAUCGACGACGUGUACUUGUCCAUUGGAUCUGCCAACUGGAAUCGACGCAGUAUGACGUCAGACUCGGAGCUUAACGCGAAUGUUGUGGACCAAGACACAAUAAAGUCGCCUGACGGGAUUACGGUGAACAAACUCGCACGUGACUUCCGUAUCCGCAAGUUCCACGAAAUGACGGGUGUGAGCUAUGACAAGCUGGACGCGAUGACGUUCCUUGACGCCGCAGCCCAGUUCGAUGUCGCGGCUGCAGACGACAUGUCGCUCCUGCAAAUACUUUCGGCUAAGACUUACCUGUACCAUAUUGUCUUCCUUGACUCUAUUCGUCAGCAAGUGGAUCCACAAGACACCUGCAAUACGUAA